AUGCCGACGAUGAACGAACCUGUUGAGAGCGACAAGCUGCGCCGUCAGGAGGAAGGUAUGCACUCUGUUUCGGCGCGAGACACUCACGUCGGGCAGGUUACGGGCGUUGGCGGGGAGAAGGUGAGCGCCAUCCGCGAUGGCAACGCGAUACUACGCUUUCUUGUUGGCCUCGAGAGCCGCAUCGACAAGCUCUCUGCGUUUGAGGCCAUGGGCAUUGAGCGAGUUCCUGACGAGCAGCGUCGGCCUCCUCAGAGACUGAAUGUGAGAGACAAUACACCUGGGUGCAAGCACCAUCACAACUCGACCCCCGCUGAUGUCGCUCUCCAAACAGAUGCUUCUCUUCUGGUUCUCCGUGCUCCUCAGCCCUACUCUUAUACCAAUUGGCAUGCUGGGCCCGAUACUCGGCCUCUCAGUCAACGUGUCCAUCGUCCUGACCAUCACGGCCACCAUCGUGGGCUCCGCCGUGCCCGCCUUCACAGCGACUCUGAGCCCGCCCACCGGCCUGCGCCAGAUUGCAGUUGCCCGCUACUCUCUGGGCCUCUGGGGCGCAAAGCUCUCAUCGUGGGCGGCCAGCUGCUGCGCGCCGUCUCGGGCGGCGGCCUCCCCUUGGCGGUCGGAAUCGUCGUCGUCGUCGCCGUGUCCUUUGCCGUGUCCUUCUUCGGGUACGCCGCCAUCCACCACUUUGAGCGCUUUGCCUGGCUCCCGGCGUCGGUCCUCCUGUGCGUCCUGUACGGCCAGGCGAGCGCGCAUUUCUCGCCUACUCCUGGAUACGACGUCGGCAUCGGACUCGACUUUAGCGGCGCGUGCUUAACCUACUUUGCCGUGAUAUUCGGCGUAUGCUGCUCGUGGUGUCCGAUCUCUGGAGACUACUACAUCCACUAUCCAGCAUCCACGAGUCCCUGGCUCGUCUUUGGACUGACCUACGCCGGCAUCGUGUUGCCCACCGUCUUUGUCGGUAUCCUUGGCAACUACUUUGGCGGCAUCAUAUCCAGCAGCGAGCAGCUGGGUGCCAUCUACGCAGAAGGGGGUGUCGGGUCGCUCAUACUCGCCGUCAUGUCUCCCCCGACGGCCUGGGCUAAGUUUGCCUGUGUGCUGUUCGUCUUGUCUUUCCGUGAGUACCCGCCGGGCCACAUCCCAUUGCAGCUGGUCGUCAUCAAUGUCUUUGUACUUACUCGGUAUUCGACAGUGGGGGACGUGGUCUGCAACAUCUAUUCAAGCGCGCUAUCUAUGCAACUCUUGGGCAGUCACUUCGUCGCCGUCCCGCGGUAUGCGUGGUGCACGGUGCUGUCCCUCGCGACAUUUGGGCUCGCGUACGGCGGGCGCAACGUCCUGGAGACCAUCAUCAACAACUUGCUCUCGAUGCUGGGCUACUGGACGCUGGCCUUUGCCGCCAUCCUGUUCGUAGAGCACUUUUGGUUCCGGCCGCGCAUCGGUGGCUACGACUUGACGGCCUGGCAGGAUCCCCAGCGGCUGCCGUGGGGACUCGCCGGAACUGCAUCACUUCUUAUUGGUAUCGGGUUUUCAUUCCUCGGCAUGGACCAGACUUGGGUAAGAUCCGUCCGUCCAAAUGCUACGUAA
Purpureocillium lilacinum is the source of this 1578-nucleotide messenger RNA. NCBI's taxonomy places the organism in Eukaryota, Fungi, Ascomycota, Sordariomycetes, Hypocreales, Ophiocordycipitaceae. The record is from RefSeq and is a predicted model, not a curated record.